Messenger RNA from Numida meleagris (helmeted guineafowl), 2754 nucleotides. It is a transcript of the gene GXYLT2, whose product is annotated as glucoside xylosyltransferase 2. The record is from RefSeq and is a predicted model, not a curated record. NCBI's taxonomy places the organism in Eukaryota, Metazoa, Chordata, Aves, Galliformes, Numididae. Gene Ontology annotation, molecular function: UDP-xylosyltransferase activity. Gene Ontology annotation, biological process: protein O-linked glycosylation via N-acetylgalactosamine. Bases 123 to 1127 code for a protein of 334 amino acids. The transcript has 7 exons.
GCCGCCGGCAGCCGAGGCUCAGCCGGAGCCCCCCGCGGAGGAGCGCGCCCGGGGGCGGACUCGCCGCUGCCAGGAAGCCUGGAGAACAAAAACAUUCAAAAGAGCCUUCAUCUUUACAAUGCAUGCAUCUGGCAGUUGUGGCGUGCGGGGACCGGCUGGAAGAGACGCUCAUCAUGCUGAAAUCAGCAGUUCUCUUUAGCAACAGGAGGCUCUGCUUUCACAUUUUUUCUGAGGAUUCCCUUAAGCCUGAGUUCAAAAAGAAAUUACAGGAAUGGCCCUCCUCGUAUACAAAGAAAUUUGAAUACAACAUUUACCCAAUAACCUUCUCAGUAGGAAAUGCUCAGGAAUGGAAAAAGUUAUUCAAACCAUGUGCUGCCCAGCGCCUGUUUCUUCCGGUUAUUUUAAAGGACGUGGAUUCUCUCCUCUAUGUGGACACCGAUGUGCUCUUCCUGAGGCCCAUCGAUGACAUCUGGCACAUCCUGAAGGAAUUCAACUCAACGCAGCUAGCUGCUAUGGCCCCAGAACACGAGAUACCAAAGAUUGGCUGGUACAGUCGAUUUGCGCGUCACCCGUAUUAUGGGACAACUGGAGUCAAUUCUGGAGUGAUGCUAAUGAAUUUAACACGGAUACGCAACACUCAGUUCAGGAACAGCGUGAUACCGAGUGGUUUGACUUGGGAGGAAAUGUUAUAUCCAUUAUAUCAAAAGUACAAAAAUUAUAUUACAUGGGGAGACCAGGAUUUACUAAAUAUUAUUUUUUACUUUAACCCAGAGUGUCUGUAUGUGUUUCCAUGUCAGUGGAACUACCGGCCAGACCACUGUAUGUAUGGAAGUAACUGUAAAGGUGCAGAAGAAGAAGGUGUCUCUAUUCUGCAUGGAAAUAGAGGUGUCUACCAUGAUGACAAGCAGCCUACAUUCAAGGCACUCUAUGAAGUGAUACGUGAUUUUCCAUUUGAAGACAAUCUCUUCCAGUCUUUGUACUAUCCUCUUCAGUCUAAGUUCCUGGAUACAGUGCACACUUUAUGUGGGAGAAUUCCACAAGUAUUUUUGAAGCAAAUUGAGAAAACUAUGAAGAAGGUGUAUGAAAAUCGUGUCAUUGUCUACCUGGGGGCCAACCACAGAUACUAAAUGUAGUUGUAUUUUUAUAUGAAAUUUGUGCCUAGGUGGCUUGCACCUAGAGGUCUUAAAGCAUUUAAAUGAAGAAUGUUACCUCUUUUACUUAAACUCAAAAAAAAAAAAAUCUUAUUCAAUUUCCUAAUAACUCUCUGAAAUUAUAAAAUCUGAAGAAAUCCCGGAGUCCUUCCAUAGACCUUUUGUUCUUUUCCUACUGGUUUGUCUUUUUUUUUCUUUUUGGUUGCAACAGGGAGAGCUGAUGAUUCUCACUUUUGUUUGAUGAGUUUACUUUGGUUGUUUGUUAAAGAGCAGCAGUAUUCACUGUAACUUCUGCUUUUUUAAGUUGGGCAAAAGUUUGUUCUGAACUUAGGCUCAACGAAGAAGUGGUGGUUGGAGCUAUUUAAUACGUAUGGAAUAUAACUUCAAUUGACAGGGCAAGCAUCUUUUUCCAAGUGCAUGAGGUGUGAAAGCGUUUGUGACACAUCCCUAAGUGUGAUGUGUGGAAGACACAGCAUGGCAAACUGCAUUGCUGCAGAAUCAUCGGAGUGAAGAAGGCGUUAAGAUAGGGAGCAUGCUGACUUGAUCUGAGCGGUUUCACUGCAGGCCUGUGCUGGGCCUAAACAGCACGACAGACUGAAAUGUCUGCUGUUAGCACCUCUGUGCUGCACGUUCCCAUCAACACUUUGUGCAUGUAUUGUGCCUCAGAGAUGUCAUCUUGCAGGCUCUGCCUCAUAAGUGUAAAUGGACUCGGAAAGGACAGAGGCACCUCUGCAUUUGUUUUGUUGGAAAGCCCGGAGUUUCAUAAUGGGAACCAGAGAGGCAUUUAAACUUAAGUGUAGAUGUUACUCUCUCCCACACUAUUUUCUUAUUUUGUCUUAUUUUCUAUUUCAAUUAAAGUUUUAGUUGCCGCUUAAAAAAAAAAAAAAACACUGUGUUUCUGGAUACAGAGAAGUUUGAAAAUGUAACUCAAACUAACCUUCAAAAACCAGAAGGCAACGAAAGGAAAACUCAGCAUGCUGUUUUGAAAAGUUUAAGAUAAUGUAAACCUAUGAUAAGAGGUAAGCCUUUUAAGUUAGCAAUAAGAAGAACAUGUAGAAGUCUUAGUUUGCUUUUUUUAAUUAUUAUUUUAUUUUCAAAUACCAGGGUAAAGCUGACUGUAGGUCAAAUGAGGAUAGAUGAGAUGCAUGCUGGCCGCUCUGAAUCCCUCAUUUCCACGGUGUCUGUAAGCCACAGAAAGUUGCAGAGCAAAAGCCUUGUUGCCCAGGCUGUUUAACUCUGGUGCUAAGUCUCUGAAGUUUAGAAAACUGUGACUGUGUAAGCUAUGAUUCAGCAGAACCCUCCAACUAUGGGCAUGUUAAAAUGAAGGAAUGGAAUUCAUUACAAAGCAAAGGCAUUAUUACGUAUAAAAUGUUUAGAGAUCAAAACAGUGCUUUUUAUGUUUACAGGAGGUGCUACGUUAUUUUUAGAAAGAGCUAUUAAAAUAUAUGAAGUAUAUGCUUUAACAUGAAGGCUCCUGUUAGUGUAAUAGCAACUUGCCGGAAGAGUGGGAGAGUUCUCCCUGCUGUGCUGCUUCUGAGGAAAAAAAAAAAAAAGCUGUAAUUUGAGCUCUCCAAAGUGUAUUAAAACAAUUACUUAACUUUGA